Molecule: messenger RNA, 1817 nt
Organism: Megalobrama amblycephala (Wuchang bream)
Lineage: Eukaryota; Metazoa; Chordata; Actinopteri; Cypriniformes; Xenocyprididae
Exons: 5
Coding region: 39-1217 (392 amino acids)
Source: RefSeq, a predicted model, not a curated record
CCACUUGUUUUCCAGGUGUGGUUGGUGAGACAGAUGGAAUGAAGUCAGUGUCAGUAUCCGUGACGGAGGGAGAGUCUGUCACUUUACGCAAUGAUGCUGAAAUACAGAAAGAUGCUCUGAUGCUGUGGAGGUUUGGAGAUAAAGGUGUCCUCCUGGCUAAAAUCGAUAUCGAGGCCAACGAGACCUCAUUACACGACACUGAUGAGAGAUUCAGAGGUCGACUGCAGCUGGAUCUUCAGACCGGAUCUCUGAUCAUCACAAACACCAGAACAAAUGACUCUGGACUUUAUGAACUACAGAUCAGAGGCAUUGAGAGCUCACGGCGAUUCCUUCUGUCGGUCAAUGCUGUCCCAGAACCACAGCUUUCUUCAGGUGCUAAAGCAGGGAUCAGUUUUGGUUUUUUAGUUCCUGUUCUUCUACUUGUGGCCGCAGCUUUAGCUGCGUUUUACUACCGCCACAAGAUCUUUAAAUUAAAAAAGAAAAUGGACGAAGAGAAGAAGUCAGUGAUGGAGGGAGAUUCUCUAACUCUACUCACUGGUCUUACUAACAAACAGGGUAUUGAUACGAUAGAGUGGUGCUAUGAAAAUGAAGACAAUCGCGUUGCUGAAAAUAAUAAGGGGACCAUUGAGAAAUUUACCGGUGCUGAUGGGAGAUUCAGAAGCAAACUGAGGGUGGAUGAAGAAACUGGAGCUCUUACCAUUAGCAACAUCAGAACCAUACACUCUGGACUCUAUAUACUAAAGAUAAGCAGCAGCAGCAGCAGGAAAAGUGGCUGUGGCACCAAAAGCACCACAAGAACAAAACGCAAGAGAUUCAUUGUUACUGUCAGUGUGAGGACAUUGCCAGUGAAUGCGGGAGAUCCUGUCACUCUCGAGACUAAAGCUGAAUUACAGAGCGAUGAUCUAAUGCUGUGGACAUUUGGACCUGAAAACCGCCUCGUUGUUAAAACUGAUUCAGGAAGGACUAGCAUUAGUGAGAGUUUCAGAGACAGACUGGAGCUGGACAAGAAAACUGGAUCACUGAUCAUCAGAAACAUUGGAAUCACAGACUCUGGACAUUUUAAACUACAGAUCAUCAACAGCAAACAGACCACAUUCAGAAGAUUCAAUGUGACUCUCAUCGGUUCCACAGAAGAAGAAGUGAAUGAAGAGACACAGCUAAUCAGAGGAGAUGUUCCUGAUGGAGUGAAUGAGCAGCAGGCGACGAGUUCCGUUUGAUGAGAUAGGACACGCCCACCAGUGUCAAUCACUGUGACAUCAUCAACAGUCAAGCUCAACAACAUUUGAAAAAUGAACCCGUGUGCUGCAAAAAGUUUGAAUGAAUUCUUGUGUGAUGAGCACGUUUAACAACAGGUUACAGAAUAUGCGAUAUCUGAUGUGGCACGAGCAGAGAGAGUUUCAAGCCUCAAAGUUAACUAUUCGCUGUCCACACUGAGGAUGUGUGACACUUUCAAAUGAUCUGGGGUGCUACAAUUACCAAAUCAGUACUGUAAAUAGCUGUAGCUGCAUUGUUCACUACAUCUGAACUGAACACUGAACAAUUUGUCCUUUAAAACACUACUGUGCUUUUUGUCAGUGUUUACCUAUGUUAUGAGUUUUUAUUUUCACUGUAUUUUCAUAUCAGAAUUAAUUUCUUGUUACUUUCAUUGUUAUAUUAUUUUUUAUAUUAUCCCAUUUUAUAUUAUUAUUUUAUAUUAUUUCUCUGUUAGUAGUAUUUAUGUUGUAAGCUAUGCUGCAUUAAGUCAGAGAUAAGAGAAAGUCUCUAUUUCGAAGUUUUGUUGUCAUGUGAUGAUGAAUGAAGUUUGGUGAUGAUGAUGA